UUUCACAUCUGUUGAUCGUUUUCACUGGAACGGACAUUAUUAUUACUCUGAAUCAUCACAGCCGUUUGAUAUUGACUGCUGGCGACGCAGUAUAGCGUCGUAUAUUCAUUCGAUUGCGAAAAGUUGAACAGAGUGGAACUAUACACACAGAAACUUAAGUUUAGUUUUUAAUCAUGUUAUUGUUGCAUUUGAGUUUGGUGUUGCUGCUGUUGUCUACUUGCUUGGUUGUCGCCCAAGGUAAUCGACCGGAUUAUUGUUCACUGCCUCCGGUGAUGGCGGGCGAGAAGCAAUGCAAGGGAUACAUCCGGAAAUGGACGUUCAACGAAACGGAAUCGGCCUGCGCCUCUUACGUUUACGGCGGAUGCAACGGCACCAAGAAUCUUUUCGACACGGAAGAAGAAUGUCAAGCCGCUUGCCCCCCUUCUCCCCUGGUUCCGCAGACGAAACAGAUGGAUGCGUCAACUGACUCAACUUCGCUUGCAACUCCGCCGACUUCCGCCAGCGGCCCGUCCGUACCAUCCCCAUCAGUAUCUUCUGCUGCUAAUAGCCGCUAUCAGUUGCCUUUAUUCGCUUUUCUUUUUAAUAUUAACCCGAUAUUUGUAAUUGGCAAAACUGGUGAAUGAUGAUAAUAUUAGCUGACCAGAAGGAGAAUACACAAUCGAGUAUAAAAGCCUG
Messenger RNA from Daphnia pulex (common water flea), 675 nucleotides. Its product is annotated as kunitz-type serine protease inhibitor TCI-like. The transcript has 3 exons. NCBI's taxonomy places the organism in Eukaryota, Metazoa, Arthropoda, Branchiopoda, Diplostraca, Daphniidae. Gene Ontology annotation, molecular function: serine-type endopeptidase inhibitor activity. Bases 174 to 623 code for a protein of 149 amino acids. The record is from RefSeq and is a predicted model, not a curated record.